Gastrolobium bilobum is the source of this 826-nucleotide messenger RNA. RefSeq lists its product as uncharacterized. Gene Ontology annotation, molecular function: structural constituent of ribosome. Gene Ontology annotation, cellular component: large ribosomal subunit; ribosome. The coding region runs from base 95 to 574 and encodes 159 amino acids. NCBI's taxonomy places the organism in Eukaryota, Viridiplantae, Streptophyta, Magnoliopsida, Fabales, Fabaceae. The record is from RefSeq and is a predicted model, not a curated record. The transcript is spliced from 6 exons. Gene Ontology annotation, biological process: translation.
UUGUUUCGUUUUCUGCAGAGUUCAGCGAAAGAAAGCUAGGGUUUUUGGUUUUGCUUCUGCGUCUGCGUCUGCGUCUGCGUCUGCGUCUGCGAAAAUGACCAAGUUCAGGAAGCUGGGUCGACCCACCGGUCACCGCAUGUCCAUGCUCAGAACCAUGGUCUCGCAGUUGGUGAAGCACGAGCGCAUUGAAACUACUGUUGCCAAGGCAAAAGAGAUAAGAAGACUUGCGGAUAAUAUGGUACAGCUUGGAAAGGAGGGAUCCCUAUGUGCUGCAAGGCGUGCUGCUGGUUUUGUGCGAGGAGAUGAUGUCCUUCACAAGCUGUUUACAGAACUGGCUUAUCGGUACAAGGAUAGAGCAGGUGGAUACACUAGGUUGCUUCGGACCCGUAUAAGAGUGGGUGAUGCUGCACCAAUGGCCUAUAUCGAGUUCAUUGACCGAGAAAAUGAGCUUAGGCAGUCAAAGCCACCAACUCCUCAACCACCACAGAGAACACCCCUUGAUCCCUGGACACGAUCUCGUCUCAGCAGGCAGUUUGCACCUCCUAAAGAGGAUAAAUCUGAAUCGGAUUUGUGAUCCGUUCAAAUGUAAUGCUGAUACUGUGUUUUUUUCCCCAUUGUGAGAUAUCUGAAUUUUGACCUUGUUUUUUUUAUCUAUCUCCUAAUGGCUUGCAAAAAUAUAAUUAUUUUCUGCCUUAUACUUGAAGAAAGUGUUCAUUGCUAUGUAAAAAUAAUUUGGCUCAUUGUAAUCGAGAAGGGAACAGAAAAAUCACAGAACUAUUUUCACUUAUAUGUCUGUCUCUCCCCUAGAGUUUUGGUGCUGUGCUUU